Molecule: messenger RNA, 4983 nt
Organism: Dicentrarchus labrax (European seabass)
Lineage: Eukaryota; Metazoa; Chordata; Actinopteri; Moronidae
Gene: cast
Product: calpastatin
Exons: 37
Coding region: 189-3656 (1155 amino acids)
Cellular component (GO): cytoplasm
Molecular function (GO): calcium-dependent cysteine-type endopeptidase inhibitor activity
Source: RefSeq, a predicted model, not a curated record
AACACAAGUGUUGCAGAAACAUUUCGCUUUUGCCAGCUACUUUUGAUCAAUCAUCAAACACCAAAGUUUUUUCAGCGGGAGGGGCAAGUUAAUUUGCUCCAGGGGGCAGAUCAGACUGUGUAGACUCCCUACAGACGACUGAGGGCGCAGAAGGAAACUUUCACAGUUCACCCAUCCGUGUUUUAAAGAUGCCACAUAAGAAGAGAAGCCAUGGUCACCAUAAACACACAAAGGAGGCGAAAGAAGAACGAGGAGGAGCCGCUGCUUCUCCACUUGAAGCCCAUCACAGUAGCAGGUCCUCAGCCUACUAUCCCCCUUCAGGGUCCUGCUAUGGCAAGUCGCAGCCGAGCCAGCCCACACCCAAACCGGCAGCUCAGGUCUCCACCGUGAAGCCUGCACAGUUUGAGAGGGCAUCAUCAGGAUCCACCAUGGCUACAAAGCCUGGGGGGGUUUCCACAACAACAGGCGGAGCCGCAGGAAGUGGUGUCACAGCAGGAGGAAGCGUAUCAGUUGGGAAUGCUGGAAGAGUGGCACCUAAAGCCCAACCAGAGACUAACACUACGCUGGCAGGUGCUACUGUUAUUGACAUGUCGUCUGCUGGGGGUACUGUUGUUGACAUGACAUCAGCUGGGUCGAGGGGUGGUCCUAAAGAGAUGUCAAAGACUGCACCUGUCUCCCAAGUCAAAGUCACAGCUACAGUUCCUUCUCCUGCUGCUGGAGCAGCUGCAGCCACUGGUACAGCAGCAACCACUGCUGUGACCAAAGCCAAAGAGUCACCCAAAGACACAGUCAAGAGUGCCAUUCCCAUCACUACACUCAAAGCUGAUGUGCCUAAAGUUGAUCCUGCUAUAACAUCAAAGCCAGCUGUGGCUGGAAGUGUGUCUGUGCAGGGGAAGAAAGAAGCUAAACCGACACAAACGAAGGUGCAGGUGGAGGUUCCUCCAACAGCAACUAAAGGAGCCAAAGAGGCACCGGCGGUGGAUCCAUUUGAUGCCCUGGCAAGCAUACUUCCACCCGCUGAUUCCGUCGCACCCCCACAGCCUGUAUACACCGGGCCAGAGGUCGUAGAGCAUGCCAUCACCUCUGAGAGGGGUCAGAAGUGUGGAGAAAGAGACGACACGCUGCCUCCAGGCUACAGAUUUAAAGACAUGGGACCAGUUCCUGCAGAUGUUAAACCCAAGGAUGUCCCUAAACCACUGAGCACGGACGAGGCCCUGGAUUCUCUCACCGCCGGUUUCAUGUCUUCUGCUCCGGCUGCACCCAACAAGCAAGAGAAAAAGGACCAUGUUGGCAGCAUCAGUGCCUCAUCCGCUGGUCCUUCUAACUUUGCACCGCCUCCUGUAAAGAAAACUGUGUGUCCUGCUCCUCCUGCUGAUAAAAAAGCCAAGAUGGAGAAAGUCUCUGAUGAUUUCUCUCUGGAGGCUGGACUUCCCUCUGCUUCCACCAAGAAAGGAGCCCCCCUUGUGGCCGUGUGUCCUCCUGCUGAUAAAAAAGCCAAGAUGGAGAAGGCCCCCGACAGUUUCUCUGUGAUGGCUGGACUGGAUACCAAAGUGGAGACCAAGCCCAAGACUGAUGACGGCGACAUGUCUCUGGAUGCUCUCAGUGCUCUUGGUGACACGUUGGCAGCAGACAAACCAAAGCCUGAACUCCCCAAACUCAGACCUGAGGACAUCGUCUCGGAGGACAAACUCAAUAAGGAUAAGGGUGUGCUUGUAGGAGAGAGGGAGGACACACUUCCUCCAGAAUACAGGUUCAAAGAGGACAAACUCAAAAAACUGCCCGCUCCUAAACCUGAGCCCACUAUGGGCACUGGUGAGGCUCUGGACAUUUUGACUGGGGACUUGAUGACCUCCUCAGCAGCUCCUGCUGUCCAGGCUCCCCCUGCACAGAAAGCCCCUGUGGUUCCUCCUGCUGAUACAAAAGCCAAGAUGGGGAAAGUCCCUGAUGAUUUCUCUCUGGAGGCUGGACUUUCUGCUACUACAGUCAAGAAAGUUGAAUCCUCUGCAGCCCCCCCUGUGGCUAUGUUUCCUGCUCUUCCUGCUGAUAAAAAAGCUACCGGAAAGGAUGCCAAGGCUGAUCUGGGCGACAUGUCUCUGGAUGCUCUCAGUGCUCUUGGUGACACAUUGGCAGCAGACAAACCAAAGCCUGAACUCCCCAAACUCAGACCUGAGGACAUCGUCUCGGAGGACAAACUCAAUAAGGAGAAGGGUGUGCUUGUGGGAGAGAGGGAGGACACACUUCCUCCAGAAUACAGGUUCAAAGAGGAUGAACUCAAAAAACUGCCCGCUCCUAAACCUGAGCCCACCAUGGGCACUGGUGAAGCUCUAGACAUUUUGACUGGAGACUUGAUGACCUCCUCCGCAGCUCCUUCUGUCCAGGCUCCUGUUGUCACCCCCUCGGCUCCUGCUGCACAGUCUAAAGUAGAGGAUUUGUCAGCUCUGGAUUUACUUGCUGGAGAUUUUGUGGCUCCAGCUAAAGCUUCUGGAGUUCAUGCACCUGCCCCUCCUUCUACCAAGAAGACACCACAGAAAAUGGUUUGUCCCCUGGAGCAACCGAGCUCUGUAGAUGUCCUCCCUGCACUGCCACGACAAGCAAAACCCAAGACUAAGAACUCAACUGACGACCCUAUGUCUCUGGAUGCUCUCAGUGCUCUUGGCGACUCGUUGGCUGCAGAUGAACCAAAACCUGAACUGCCCAAACUCAGACCUGAGGACAUUGUCUCGGAGAACAAAUUGAAGAAGGAGAAGGGUGUGCUUGUGGGAGAGAGGGAGGACACACUUCCUCCAGAAUACAGGUUCAAAGAGGAUGAACUCAAAAAACUGCCCGCUCCUAAACCUGAGCCCACCAUGGAAACCGGUGAAGCUCUGGACUUUUUGACUGGAGACUUAAUGACACCCUCUGCAGCUCCUUCUGUCCAGGCUCCUGUUGUCACCCCGACAGCUCCUCCUGCACAGUCCUCGGCAGACUUCGCUCUGGAUGCCUUGGCAGGGGACUUUGUUGCCUCCACAGCUGCUCCGGCAGUGAAGUCUGCUUGUGUUCCCACAGAAACUGCCCCGCAGCUGUCAGCGGGAGCAGACGAUGCCCUGCACGCUCUGUCAGACACCUUAAUGGAUAUCACACCCGCCCCUCAGCCCGCCCCAGUCCCUACCAAAGACAUUGUCAAGGAGAAUGCGGCCGUUGAAAAGAAGCUGAUAAAAAUGGGAGAGAGAGACGACACACUGCCACCAGAGUAUCGACCCACUGAGGAAGAUCUUAUGAAAAUGGCAGAAGCAAAGGGGAAAGAAGCUGCAGCACCCAAGGAGAAGACUAUGGAUGAUAAAACAGCGUUAGACCUGCUGUCUGGGGAUUUCUCUGCUGCUCCUAAGGCUGCUGCACCUGUCGCAUCAUCUGCAGCCGCAACAAAGCUGGAACCUCCGGUGCUGGACUCAGACCCCCUGAAGCCAAUGGCCGGUCCUGUCCUAGACUCCCUGGCAGGCACCCUGCUCCCAGAUGCCUCUGAGUUAAAAUCGAAGACAGACAAACCAAAGGGCAAGAGCAAGUCAAAGUCAAGGUCUAAAAAACACCACGCAGAGGAGCCAUCUGCUGCUGACGAGCUAUCAGCUCAGCUAAGCUCAGAUGUUGUGCCAACAUCUACAAAGAAGGGAGGCAAGAGCUAGACCCCUUGGUUGUUGGUGCAGUUUAUCCUACCGGCCACAGGGACACAUCACUGAGGGAGCUGCUCUCUGGAUAAUGAUUAUAUUUUUCUAAAUCGUCAAAGAAUGUAUACUGGAUGAAAGACGAAACUAGACAUACCCAUAACACUUGCUCAACAGACACACACACACACACACACACACACACACACACACACACACACACACACAAGCUCUGCCUGCAGCCCCUUUCUUGCUCGGUUUUCACGUAUAUUUCAGGAUGAGAAGCUUUUGGUUUCUGUGUUUGGAGAAAAUGAAAAGAAGACUUUUUAACACAAGAUUGAGAAUGAAAGAAUGAGUGAUGAACAGACAACAAAAGCAGGGAAACUGGGGGGCAAGAGAGGAGAUAAAGAAGAGAAAAUGGUUUGUUUUGUUGGUUGCUGGUGUUGCGCGUGCCGAGGGAAGGAAGGCGUUGCUCGUCAGAGUCCUGUAUGUACAUCUCGACUGACAGUCUCUGUUCCUCCAAUGGCACCAGUAUCACAACAUUGGUCAAGCUUAGUGGUGUUGUGACGUUGGUCGGAGCAAUGGUGGCUGUUAGCUUACGGGAGCAGUACUGAGUGGGUGUAUAGUGUUGGGAUGUUUGUGCAAUCUUGAUGUACACAGAAAAGCCAAGUUUUCUAUUGUGAUGUGGUCACAUGCCAUUAAGACACUAGUGUACAGCUUAGUUUGCUUUUAUUUUGGACAAAACAUAGUUUACAUGGUAUGUGGAGGAUUUCCAGGAGAUGUUCAGCUUAAUUCUGUAUUCAAGAGCUUCGUGCAAAUGCCUUUUACUUUCUGUAGAGAAAUAUCUGUUAAGAGAAGGGUCUGUACGUGUUUGGCUGUGUAGAAAAACAAUUUGCUGGUGUCCUGAAGUGCACUUGGUGAACAGAGGUGGUUACAAGCUUUGUAAACAGCCCUUGUUUGUAUACUGUAAAAAAAAAUAUUUUUUUGCUCUAUAUAAGACAACACUGUAUAAUUUAGAAAGGGCUAUCAACUGUAAAGUCAAAAAUCAAUAUACUUUCCCCAAGUUUUUUUUUUUCCAUGUCAGAGGUUUUGUGUGGGUGUGAGUUAAAUGAGAUAUAUUUUAGAUGUGGGAAUACAAAUUAAAUAAAAUACAAGUUGAAUAAAAAAUGUAAAAAUAAGAUCAGUGUAGUUUCUAUAUGUAAAAACCGAUCUCAACAAUCGGUGCCUAAAAUGAGACGCAAAAACCAAACCAACACAGACUGCCUUCAAAUGUGCCGGAAAUCAAUAAACACUGUUUUCGUGAAGGUGCAAGUGAAAUGUGUUUGUAUUAAACUAAACGGGAACAGAA